Messenger RNA from Vitis vinifera (wine grape), 1113 nucleotides. Its product is annotated as nicotinamidase 2. The coding region runs from base 79 to 681 and encodes 200 amino acids. The transcript is spliced from 2 exons. Lineage: Eukaryota; Viridiplantae; Streptophyta; Magnoliopsida; Vitales; Vitaceae. The record is from RefSeq and is a predicted model, not a curated record.
AGGGUAAAUGGGUAAUUAACUCCACAACACUCAUCAAUAACAAAGUUAGCAAGCCGAGGUCUUUGAGGGUUAACAGAAAUGGCUAUGGCGUCCUGCUGUGGUUCAUACAAGGAAUACGACAUCAGAAAACGGAACCCAAACCCUAAAAAUUCGGUUCUCUUAGUAAUCGAUAUGCAGAAUUACUUCUCCUCCAUAGCCAAACCCAUAAUCCCCGCCAUCACCACCACUAUCGCCCUCUGCCGACGAGCCUCCAUUCCAGUAAUCUUCACGCGCCACUCCCACAAGUCCCCCGCCGACCACGCCAUGCUCGGCGAGUGGUGGGGGGGCGACCUCAUUCUGGACGGGACGACAGAGGCCGAGCUGAUGUCGGAGAUCGGGCGGAUGCCCACCGACAAGGUGGUGGAGAAGACCACAUACAGCGCGUUCAGGGGCACGCGCCUUGAGGAGUACUUGGCGGAGAGGGGCGUGGAGGAGGUCAUCGUGUCGGGGGUGAUGACGAACCUGUGCUGCGAGACGACGGCGCGUGAAGCGUUUGUGAGGGGCUUUAGGGUGUUCUUCUCCACGGACGCCACGGCGACGGCGACGGCGGAGAUGCAUGAGGCGACGCUGAUGAAUAUGGCUUAUGGAUUUGCGUAUCUGGUGGACUGUGAUCGCCUGGACACGGGCCUGUUUGGGAAUUAGUAGUAGAUAUCAAGGAAACAGAGAAGAAUAUACAUGAAAAUGAAGAUCAUGAGAUUGUCAAGAAUUGAGGCAGACCUAAAAAGGGAAGGAAGAAAGCUAUCUGCUUUUGUUUUUGUGCAGGAAAAAUAGAAUUUAUCUCCAACUCAUAUAGCCAAUGACGUAGCUGAACAGGGGAUCUACACAGUGUUGAAUUAAAAACAGAAAUUAUAGAAACAGGGAAGCUAGGCAUUAAAAAUUACAGAAGCAGAACUUUGUCAUCUGGAAAUCAAUCACCAAUGCUAAGAUCCCAAUGGAAGCUGCACUGAGGUAGCAGCUUGCAUAUAUAUAUAUAUAUAUAUAUUUAUUAGUUUCAAAAGUAGAAACAUAUAUUAAGUCCACAAGAGUUGUCUUUUGUGAAUGAGAUGAUCUCUGCUUCCAUUUUGUGAUAUAAAA